Orcinus orca (killer whale) is the source of this 18151-nucleotide messenger RNA. It is a transcript of the gene BBS4, whose product is annotated as Bardet-Biedl syndrome 4. Gene Ontology annotation, biological process: cilium assembly; protein localization to cilium. The coding region runs from base 12352 to 13698 and encodes 448 amino acids. Gene Ontology annotation, molecular function: protein binding. Lineage: Eukaryota; Metazoa; Chordata; Mammalia; Artiodactyla; Delphinidae. Gene Ontology annotation, cellular component: ciliary basal body. The record is from RefSeq and is a predicted model, not a curated record. The transcript has 15 exons.
GUGAAUGAGACUAUCCCCAACAAUUAUCUUGGUUAAUGAAGCCUUCAGAGCAUUUUCUGGAAGACUUCCAAUUUCUGUGUCUUGAACAUGGAAUUUAGAUUGCUAUUCAUGUUGUAACAGUGAUAGUAAAUGCUCAGUAGAUGUUUGUCAAUUUAUAAAGAUAAAAUAUUUAAAAAGUCAUUCUCAUGCUUAAAACUGCUUCACAUUACUUCCACUUAGCUCACUUUUAGAAGCUGAUAUCUCCCAUAGGAAUGGAGGGAGAGUUGUCUUAAAGAAGGUCCCAAAGUUGAGAUCUUUGUUAUUGAUAUUCUAGCCAAGUCCAGAUUUUACGACAAUUUAAUUUGGUCUUAUUUGGAUCUGUAAUUAUGAGAGUUCAUUUAUCACUUGUAUCUUCAAAGCACUUUAACUUGUAUCGUUGUCUAAAGCAAGUGGGGUAGAAAUUACUCUGUUUUAUAAAAGAAGGUAAGGCUCAACAAGGUUAAGUAACUUGCCCAAGAUUUCACAAUUUCUCCUGUCUGGGACUCAAGCUUUCUUCUAUCUGAUGAACAUCAUACUACCUCUUUGUAUCAUAUUUUCUUAAUCUGGUCUCAGAAUGACCUAGCAUUUGAUACCAAGAAAGGUGGUUCUUGUCUACGGUGUUGUACUUUUAAACCACAUCAAAGACUAUAAAUGCCUGUCACUGCUCCUGUUAGAGGAAUGCUGUGUACUAUCUCUGAUCUUCAAUUUGCUGUUGCAGACUUUGCAACUAAUGUGGCUCUUUGUUUUGCCUCAUCAGAUCAGCCAUGGAUAGAAGAAUAGCUCUUCCCAUCUUGGUGAUUAGGACAGGCAUCACGAGAAGACUGUGUGAUAGUUGACAGUAAACAGUUCAGUGUCAUUUGAUUUGAUAAACAGGGGCCAAGAAAUUUGCAGUUGUAGGUCUAGUUAUUUCAAAUGAAUUUCCAAUGUGAAGAAGUUUGGAUAGUCUAUUGGAACUUGUUACAGAAGUUGUUUUGUAACUGAAAAUGCCCAGAAUAGCUCAUUUCCAUUUGUUUCUCAGCAUUUCUUCUUGGAACUGGAUGACCUAUGGGACUUUCAGAAGAUAAGUAGUGAGCGUUAGGGGGAAAUCUUGGCUCCUUCAGAAACAGGAAAAAGUGUGAACCCCUCAUAUUUUUUUCAGAUUUCUUUGGGGAUAAAGUUGGUGUAUUUCUGGUUUAUUUUAAGGAAUUUGUUUCUCCACUUAAUUACCCAAGAUGAAAUAGCUGAGUCAAAUGCUCAACUGGAAGUAAUCAAAUAGUGCCUGCUGCAGGAGCGGAGGCAACUGUGGUUGAUGUUUCUCUAAGCAAUAGCAUUUAGGCUGGGGAAAAUAAUACGAGAUUCUUUUGAAAAGCAGUUUUCAGACUACGAUUAAACUAUAGAUAUGCUUGUUUAGGGCCAUUUUCAGAGUAGGAGCCAAUUGGUAUAUAAGUCAGUCACACAUAGAUAGCUAGCAGCUCUAACAAUGCCAAAAGCACAACUUUACUACCACAGUAAUCCAGGGGUUUCAAGUAAUACCAAGAGUCUCAAACUCAGAUGUCUACAAGAACUAGGUAAAUAUUUUAAUAGACUACCUUGGGCCAAGUGGACUCUCAGAGGAGCCUGUGAAAUACACUUUACGUGGAUUCUCUCAAUUUUGAAAUGGUCAUUAAAAUAUUCUUAAAUGUGGUUCAAAGAACUGCACAUGGGCCUUGUCAUUUUCCAACUUGUGUUCCAAUUUAAUGUCCAUUUUACACAUUGAAAUCACUGAGAAACUUCAAAAGUACAAACCAAAAAACACUAUGCUUGAGUCCCACCCCAUAGAAAUUGUGAUUUAAUUGCUUUGGGUUGUGUACUGAUCAUCAAUAAUUUUUAAAGUCCUAUCCCCAUCCCCAACCCUGAUGAUUGUGCAGUGCAGUCUGAGACCUGUAGGCAAGGUUGAGACCAUUGAUCUAGAUACCUACAUAGUUUCAAAGAGGAAACUCUAGUUAUAAGGGACAAUAGGACGUGGGGCGAAUUUACAAGCUCAGGAAGGGGCCACACUGUAGGCCCUAGCUGAAUGGGUUUUGUGGAAUGGUGCCUCCUCGGGUAUAGUGUAAAGCGCCCAAUUUGUUUUUUUGUUGGUGUUUUGCUAAGUGGUCCACCUUGGAGAAAAUAAAAUUCACAAAACUAAAAGAACUGUAGAACCGAUAAGCUCAGUAGAAUAUUCACGUCAACUGGCAAUAUAUUUUCUUAUCAAGGGAGAGAGCCCUAUCUGGAAGUAAAUUAGUGUAGAGUCUGAGCAAGUUGUUGAGUGGUUAAGCUAUCUGUUUCAAGUCAAUGCACAAUUCCAUUUAAUCACUUAAAUUCAGAGCACUUGAAAGUCACAAGUUUCUUGCUGUCACUUUCAUUCUUUUGAUGAACUUGUAUGUUAAAAGACAGUGGAUUUUCCUAUUUUUAUUCCCAGUGUAGUUGGCGUAGUAGAAAGCAUAUCAGUAUUUCUCAGCCAUAAUUUUCCCUUUGUAAAAUGGGGAUACUAAUAGGAGCUAUAAUUUGUUGAGUGCUUCUUGCCAGAUGCCUUACUUAUGUUAUUUGUAUCUUCUAAGCAGCCCUAAAACAAAGUAGGCAUUGCUAUCCUAUUUUGUAAAUGAGAAGAAAGGUGUAUAGACUAUUAACUCGAACUUAACAGUUUAUGGCAGCAUUGUGCUUGUCUAAUUUCAUGUGUUUAUUCUAUCAUGUUAUAUUGUCUUUUAUAGGAAUAUUGUGAGGGUCAAAGAAAAUUAAUGGGAAAACAAAUCCUAGUUACAAAUAAUGAGCUUACUAGUACUAACUUAGGCAAAAAAUAAGGAUACAGAGCUGUCUCAUAGACUCCCAAAGGCAGAAUGAGAUCAGAUCCAGGAACUAGAAAGCCAUUUUGGACUCCUAAACUGGCAUUGUCUGCAGUCUGUACAUCCACAUCAUUCUAAAGUCUUCUGCUUUUCCUAUCAGCCACACCCAUAGCUCUAGGUGUUACAUGUUAAUUGUCCCAGACACAUGUAGACAACCAGACAGAGCCAUGGAACAAGAUCAUUGGUACAAAUGUGGCUUUUGGGGGUUACCCCUGUGGAUUGGGAGGCAAAUUUUGGAGAUCAUGGCUCACUGGCUGUACAUCACAGGUGUCCUUGACAAUACCAAAAUGCCCUGAAAGUUUUCUUUUUUUGCGGUACGCGGGCCUGUCACUGUUGUGGCCUCUCCCGCUGCGGAGCACAGGCUCCGGACGCGCAGGCUCAGCAGCCAUGGCUCACGGGCCCAGCCGCUUCGUGGCAUGUGGGAUCUUCCCGGAUCGGGGCACGAACCCGUGUCCCCUGCAUCGGCAGGCGGACUCUCAACGACUGCGCCACCAGGGAAGCCCCGAAAGUUUUCUUUUUUAAAUAAAUGUAAAGAGUUUGUAUAUAAUAGAUAAUUAUGGCUAACUUAUUUAGUGUUUACUAAAUGCUUCAUGGCCAUCUUUUUAAAAUUGCAAAUCAUAUGAGAUAGUUGCCAUCUCCAUUUUAUAAAUAAGAAAAUAAAAGCGCAAAGAAGGUGGGUUAUUUCUUUGAGGUCAUCCUUUUGUAAGUGGCAAAAUGAAGAUUCAAGCCUAAGUUCCUUCUGUCAGCACCCAUGGUGUUGGGCACUGUUCUAGGCACUGGAGGUACAGCAGUGAACAAAGGGGUCUGUUUGUCUGAAGCAUUUAAUCCUGAUUCUACAUAGAGAUUCAGUGGGUUGCCCAGGGUCACCCAGCCAGUUAAUGGCAGAUCUGCAGGCACAUUUGGACCACUACACUAAAUUCUUUUCACUACUAUAGCUGCUUCUCAAACAACCUUGCCAAAAGUAUCUGCUAAAAUUACAUAGACUAGUUAGGGGACUUCCAACCUCAGGAGACUCAAUGACUAAUUCUUAUUUUUGGCUCCUCUCUGUUCAAAACAUGUCUUUUUGUUGUUAACCUCAGAUACUCUACUAAGAAGGACCCAAAGUAUGCCUUUUUCUUCUCCCUCACAUUUCAGAACCACCCUGGCAUUUUAAUGAGAGCUUAAAAAAGCAAGUCUCAUAUUUCCAAACCCUUUCCAGAAGGCAAUCUUGCUGAUAUUGAGCUGAUGAUGUGGCUUCCUGUGCACAAAAUAACAUUUCCUGAUUCGGUGUUUUAUUUAGCACCUGUAUAUCCCUCCUCACUACUCCACCUGUAUAAAAGUUUGGUUUUUAAUUUUCAAGCUGCCUGUUUUUUGCCACGGAGUAUUCAGGUUUCUUUCAGAGUGAGAAUUUGGAAGGUGAUGAUAGAAAUGAAUUCUCUAUUGUACAUAGGUAAUUCUCCAGAAAGCUGUCUAGGAUGAAAACUUGCUUCUCUAGAUUUUAGAUUUCCUUCUGAUGGUUAAAAUUGGUUUCUAUGUGGCUAACAACAAAGCAGUGCCCUAGGAACCACUUCAGUGUAUGUUAAAUGAUGAUUUCUUAGAAUUGUGAAUCAGGGCUUUUGCAGUGAGGAUCUGGUUCUCUGGAAUCAGUUGGCCAAGUUGGGAUUCCUAAGGAGUGAGCAAACACACUGUCCUGAGUUUUCUGAGGGACCCUAUCCAAAAACAUCACUACUUAUUGAAUUUCCCACCUUCCUCUCACAGGGGGCCUCCCUGUGUGUACUCCCACCUCUGCAGGUCACAUCGUUUUCUCAAAGGGAGUGCCGUGUAAAAUGAUAACCGGAAUUCAUGGAGCAUCUCUUACGGGUCUACUUAGGCAGUAGACAUUCUGAUAGAAUGCUCUAGAAUUGUAAGUUCUUGCACCUGCUCUCAAGUCAUUUAUAACCUAAUUGCUGGUCUUCCUGGUAUGAACAAAGUUGUUGGUUUGUUAAUAAAUUCCUACCGUAUGACCCUGACUUGUGGUUCAUUUCUACAUAACCUGGGCAAAUACUAUAAUGUUUUCUAACAAAGGAGGAAGCAUGAUCUGAGUGUCCACCUGCUUUGGAUAGGAAAUAAAUUUGUAUCCAAAAUCCUGUGACUGGUUUAGAGCAUUGUAAAUGUCAUGGCAGCAAAUACCAGAGAAUGGUUUUUAUGAAGAAUAAUAGUUUUCUACAUGCCUUUGAAGAAUUAAUUUUUACUCCAUUGUUUUGACUACCUUGCAAUAGGGUAAGUUAAGUAUUAAUGCCAUCAAUUCAUGUUAAAAUCACAUUAGUAUAAGUCAGUGCCUUAAAAUGGUCAAAUGGUUGCUCACCAAUCAAUGGAAAUGAACUGUUGGUUCUACAGAAUUGCUUCACAGAUUCUAAAUGCUACUUCUUAGGGGUACUGGAUUGUGUGCCCUUUAAGAUAAAUUCUAUAAUCAAGGCCUAGCCCUGAACAGAUUAGAGCCCAAAGAUCGUACUGAGGAGAACAAAUCAGAUAGGUCAGUAAAGGGUCGGGGACAGAUGCUCCUGGAGUAGGUAUCCUCAACUCACCUUUAUUUUAAGUUGAUAUAUAGAAAUCAGUGUUAUUAUAAAAUGCACACAUGUUGUGUUCAGAUUGAUGUUUCAGCGAUUGUAUACCUCUGUGAGAUAACCACCCAAAGGAAGAUAUAGUUACCAUUAACCCAGAAAGUUCCCUUGUGCAUCUUUCAAAUCAUCCCUGCCCCCCUCCCUACUCCAAUGAUCAUUUGCCGAUUUUUCUCACUGAAGAUUUAUUUUGCCUGCUUUUGGACUUUAUAUAACUGAAUCAUAUAAUAUGUACUCUUACAUCUGGCUUCUUUCAUUUAUAAUGCUUUAAAGACUCAUCCAUAUUGUUGUAUGUAUUGAUAAAUUAUUCUUUAUUGCUAAGUAGUAUUUCAUUCUAUAAAUGCACUACAAUUUGUUUAUCCGUUCUCCUACUGAUGGACUUUUAGGUUGUUUCAUUUGGGGCAAUUAUGAAUAAGGAUAUUAUAUAUAUAUUCUUAAGUUAUAUUUUUUUGUUUUGUGGGUACAUGUUUUUUCUCUUGGAUAAAUACCUAAGAGUAGAAAAUUGCUGAGUCAUAUAACUUUUCAAGAAACUGCCUUCCUGUUUUCUGAAGUGAUUUAUCAUCUUUUACUCUUAUCAGUGAUGUAUGGGAGUUUCAGUUGCUUCAUAUUAUCAGUGUUUUUUAUAUUAGCCAUUUUAGUGGGUACGAAAUAACUAUGAUUUUAAUUUACAUUGCAUUUCCCUGAUGAUUAGUGAUGUUGAGCACUUUUCAUAUGCUUGUUUUACAUUUUUAUAUCUUUCAUGAAAUGUCUUUCAUGUCUUUUCCCAUUUUAAAAUUGAAUUGUCUUUUUAUUGUGGUUUUUCUGUGAAUUCUGGAUACAAGUCCUUUGAUGGGUAUAUGUGCUGUGAUUUUUUUUUGUAGACUAUGGUUUGUUCACUUACUGGGAUCUUUUGAUGAACAGAAAUUUUUAUUUUGAUAAAGUCCACCAUAUCAAGUUUUUCUUUUAUGAUUUUAUGACCUCCAAGCUCACAAAGAAUGUAUUUUCUUCUAGAAGUUUUAUGGUUUGGGGUUUUAUGGCUAUCUGUGAUCCAUCUCACUGGUUUUAGGUUUUAAAUCUAUGGUUUGGAGUUUUACAUUUAAGUUUAUGAUCCAUCUCCAGUUAAUUAUUUGUACAGAACGAGGUUUAUUUCAACAUAGAUACCCAGUUGUUCCAGCAACAUUUGUUUAAAAAGAUUUUCCUUCACCCAUUAGAUCGACUUGGCAUCUUGGUUGAAAAUCAACUGACCAUAUGGGUCUGUAGUUAUUUCUAGAUUCUCUAUUCUGUUUCCCACAGAAUACUUCAUUUUCCACAAUACUUCAUUAUUAUUUCUGUUCAUGUUUUCCAGCAAGUCUAGGGUUCCAUGUGUUAUAAAUUCCCUUUAAUCUAAAGAACUUUCUUUUUAACAUUUGUUCUAUUGCAGUUUUUCUGAAGAUGAAUUCUCUCAGCUUUUCUCUGUCAGAGAAUAUCUUUAUUUUUCAGAGGUAUUUUAGUUGAAUAUUAAAUUCUAUGUUGACCUUUUAUCUCUUCUUUUAGUAUUUUAAAGUCAUUUAUUUGUCCUCAGGUCUCAUUUGUUUCUGGUAAGAAAUCAUCAUUUUUAUGUGUCUCCCUGUCCAUAAUGUGAUUCUCCCCCAUGGUUACAUCUGCUCUUUAUCUUUGGUUUUCAGCAGAUCGACUAUGAUAUGUCUAGGUAUGUUUUUCUUUGUAUGGAGUUUACUGAACCUCCUGUAUCUGUGUUGCUGUCUUUCAUUAAUAUUGGGUAUUUCUUGGCUUUUAUGUCUUCAAAUAUUUCUUCUGUUCCAUACUCUCCCACCUUGCCUCUCCUUCUGAGACUCCAAUUACACCUAUAUUAGAUGAUUUGAUAUUAUCCUACGGAUCUCAGAUGAUUUCCCCCCAUUCUUUUCUCUUUUUGUUUUUAGUUUGAAUACUUUCCAUUUAGCCGUCAAGUACCCUGAUGCUUUUCUCUUAAACCUAUCUGAUGAAAUCAUUCUGAUACUGUAUUUUUUAUUUCUAGCAUUUCAUUAUGUUUGUAUAGUUAUCAUGUUUCUGCUUAAAUUUUCCAUUUUUUUAUGUAUGUUGUCCACAUUUUCCACUAGAGUUUUUAAAACAUUUUCAUCAUAGUUAUUUCAAAAACCCUAUCUAUUGAUUGUAAUAUUUUAGCCUCCACUAGAUUUUUAAGCAUUUUACUUUCAGCCAGAGUUAUUUUAAAGAUCCCACUGUUAAUUCAACAUCUGGGUCAUUUCUCAUUCUGCUUCUCUUGAACCUUUCCUCUGUUACCAUGGAUCUUAUUUUCUUGCUUUUGCACAUGUCUUGUAUAUUUGAUUGUAUGCUGGACGUUUUGUAUAAAAAACAGGAGAGACUGAAGUAAGUAUUAACUUCAAAUUGGGGCAUGCCCAUUUUUCUUUCAGCCAUUUGAGUAAUGGCUCAGUCAAUCUGAUGUAUAUUUGACCUAGAUCUGGGCACUACUGCAGCCUUAGUUUGAUUCAGUUCACCCUGACUUUGCUUCGUAGCUAAGGUGUCAGCUGCCUCACUCUCAGCCUUCAAGCGUAUAUGUGGUGGGUUUCUCAGCAUUCCUGCUUUGCCUCCUCAUUUUAAGGUUAUCUUGCAAAGAUAACCUUAAAAUGUUAGUUAGUGGAAAGUCUCCACUUACCUCAAGGGAAGGAGUAAUCUGUCUCAACUUUUCUGUUAUACACACCCUCUUCCCACUUUUGGUUACUACCUUCCUGUACUUUUUAAGAUCCAAGAGGUAAGAUUGGUGGGUGGGUGCAGGUUUUCUCUGUGGAUUUGGGUCCUCUAGAUUCUAAUGUCAUGCCAGCCUCAAUGAGACAGACAUUUUUGUUAAAUUUCCACUGGCUUCUCUUUAUUCCCCUAUGGUGGAGCAGCCAUGUAUCUCUUCUCUCCUAUGAAGGACUUAGCAUUUUCUGGAGGUUAGUUCACUUAGGGUUUCUUUAUGUCCUUAGCUUUCUAAUGAGUUAAAAAUAUUUUUGAUUUUCUAGCUAAUCUAGCCUUUGUUUGCUAGGGUGGGAGAUAUAUUCUCCCGUGGUUUUCUACAUCCAAAUGAGAAGUGAAUUCUAGGAAUGGGAGUUUAAAAAGAAGUUUCAUUUACAUAUUUGAAAAAUAAUUUUUAAAAUUAUAUAUACAUGGAUAAUAAAAUGUUAAAUUUUAUAGAGUGGCGAACAAUGAAAAGCGAAUUGCCUUCCCGUUAUAGGUUCCCAAGUCCUCUCUACGCCCUCUACAGAGACAAACAUCAUUACCAGUUUCUUGAUUGUUUCUCAGAAUUCCGUAUACAAAAAGUGUGCGUAUCUUCCCCCCUUAGUUUUUUCAAUACAAAUAGAACCAUACUAUAUCUUCUAUACUUUGUUUUUCUCAUUUAACUAUUUCACCAUCUUGAAGUCCUUUACAGACUGCAUAAUAUGUCUUCGUAUGGAUGUACUGUGGUUUAUUUGAACAGUCCCUGGUGAUGGACAUUUGGGUUGUUACCAGUUUUUUCUCACAUACAUUGCAGUAUAUAUGCCUUUGCCCACAUUUGUGGUUGAGUAUCUGUAGUAUCAGGAAUGGGCAUAUUUAAAAUGCUUCACGAAGGCCCCUGGAGCUUCAUAUUAAUUCACAGUGUUUCUCAAGGUGUUGGCUGGGCUCUCAGCAGUUGGUGGUAUGGGUUUGGGGAAGACUGGAUACUGCAAGAGACUCAUGAGGUGCUGGAGAGUUGCCUGGCAGGUGGCGUCAGAACAAAGCUGGCUAUAGACCCUACCAGAGUAGGAGUGACAUAUUAAAAUAUUUAAGAUGUAGAAACUCAACUGUAAUUCCUUCUUUAUACAUAUAUUGGGGAUGUUAAAAAGUUACUGAUGUCAGAUUGCUCUCUUGCCUCCUCAGCCCCCACCAUGGGGUAAAAAAGAUAAAUACCAUUUUCUUUGGAAUGUCUUACCCAGCUAUAUGACUUGAAUGAUCCUGAUAAACAAGAUUACAUCCAAGGAGGUUUUCUAAGGGGAAUGAAGACUUAUACAAGAAGUCUUAUACAAGAAACUUAUACAAGAAACAUUAUCUAUGUGAUUCUGGGAUCUUCCUGUGAAGAUGUUAUGUUUUUUGAGAUUUUUUUCUAAUUACCUACCUAAUUAGCACAUUAAGUUUGGUUGUUGACAUCUGAGAAACCAACGUGCUUUCUCAUGAAAAAGACCCUUGCACAGAAAGUGCUCUUUUUUCUAAGAUCUGGGGUCAAAGGAGAGAUUUUUAAGCAUAUAAUAAUGGCUUCUACUUAUUUAAUAACAUAGGCACAAGAAAUGUCAUUUACUUCUCACAGGACCCCUUUCAGGGAGAUUUUAUAUAUUAGGAAGUAUGCUCAUGAGCUUUCUACCAACAUCAUCUUCCCUAAGGCGCCCCAUCUCAGUAACUGACUAUACUAUUCACUCAGUUGCUUUUAAAGUUAGAAACGUAGUAAUCUUUCUGUGACAUCUAUAUCCCUUUCCUUCAUUCUCCCAUAUCCAAUUCUAUACCUUAGGAAAUUUGUUUUACCUCCUAAAAUUCGUGAGAAUCCAUUCACUUUUUCUCCUUUUCCCAUCACUAGUCCAAGUGAACUGUUUUAUCAUUUCAUCUGCAGUAUCCUUUUAGUCACCCCUAGGUUAUCAAUUCUUGUCCCCCACUCAAUUCAUUCUCCACUCAUUAGCUAACAUGAACACAUUAAUCCAUUUAACAUGAAUUAAAUGUUAAUUUUGACUAUGUCACUCCUUGCCCAAAACUCUCUAGUGCCUUUCCAAUGUCCUUAGAAUAAAAUCCCUCGCAUGGCCUCUGUGGAUCUGCACCACUAGUCUCUCCUACCUCUCCACCUAUUGCAACCAACUCUUUUCCCCUUCCUCUUUCCAGCCAUGCUGGUCUUUCUGUGCUGCAAACUGGCCAAGCUUCUUCCAUCCUCAGGGCCUUUGCACAAGCUUUUCCUUUGCCUUAGAAUUUUUCCCCAGCCUGCCCACUUCCUCAUCCCCCUUCCCCAAGCUAAUGCCUUAUCCUUUAGGUCUCAUUUUAAACAUAUCUUACCCAGGGAAACUUCCCUGUCCAAACAAGUCUAGAUUGGAUCUCCCUGUUAUUAUUUGCUUUUACUACUCUGUAAUUUUCCUCAGCAUUUAUCACAAUUCUAAUUAUAUAGUUAUGUUGUUCUUUUAAUUUUCUCUGUUAUUGGAAUAGGUAAUACAUCCAUUUCAUACAAAAUUCAAAUUGUAACAGGGUAUAGAGUUUCUUCCCUUCCCCGUCCCUCUGCUACCCAGUUUUCUUCCUUACAAGUAACUACUUUUAGCAUUUUGAAUAUCCUUUCAGAGAUUUGGAGUAUAUAAGCAAUUAUGUACAUAAGUUUCAUCUUUAUUUUUGCCUUCUCUUAUUAACACAGAUCCUAUGUACAUUUUUCUGCACUUUGUUUUUACCUGUUAAUAUAUCUUGGCAAUUCUUCUAUAUCGCUAUGUAAAUGGUUUCUUUUUCAUGUACCAUACAGUAUGGGCUUAUCAUUAUUUCUUUAACCUUAAUUAUUGGGCAUUUAGGUUGUUUUCAGGCUUUGGUUAUUACGAACAAUGCUGCAUUGAAUAACUUUGUAUUUAAAGUCAUUUUCCACAUUUAUACCUAUAGAAUAUAUUCCUAGAAUUAAAAUAAAGAAGUUAAAGGUUAUGUGCAUUUUAAAUUUGGGUAGUAAUUUCCAAACUGCUGUCAAUGGAGGUUGUACCAGUUCACAUUCCCUCUAGCCACAGAUGAAGAAUGCAUGUUUACUCACAACUCAAUGAAAAUUUUUGUUCUCUGACAAUGUAAGAGGUGGAAAAUAUCUCUUGGAAACUUUAAUUUGCAUGUUUUCUCUUCCUUGCAAAGUUAUAUUUUCGUAUGUUCAAGAGGCAUUUGUAUUUCUUCUUUAGUGAACUGUUUCUUCAUAAACUUUGCUUACGUUAUUUAAUGUGUGACUUCCUCGCUACACUCGAAGGUCAGGGAUCCCGCGUAUUUCGCUCGUCGCAUAGCUCCUGGUACUGGAAUGAAUGAAGCUCAAAGAAAUGACUGGCUCACGUCAUGCAGUAGUCACAUACGGAACUCAUGUUUGACUCGAAAGCCCACGUAUUUCCACGAUCACCCAGUGGAAAGACUGAGCAUUUAAUUCACCACAGCAGGGGCUAGAAAGGUAAUGUAAAAACGGCUGAAGUGUGCUGGGAAGAGAGGACUGUGGCAAAAAGGCCAACAAAUGCCUAACUACAGUAGCAGCUGUUUUCAGAUCUAUUUUACCGCCAAGCAGGAAUGCAGGCCCAUUGUCGGAUCUUUAUUUAUUCCGAGGCCGGAUUUCUGGCUUUCUUGCGAGAUCUCCUGGUUUUUAAGUAUUUCCAGUCAAAACAAGACUGCCUUCAAAUGCAGCCCACCAGCAGCGGAUUUGCAAACUCUAGCGUAAACAGAAGUGGGAGGCUGAUGAGGCGGGUAAUACCUUAGUUGGAUAAAGACAGCCGAGAAACAAGGAAUUUGUAUGUAAGGCGAGAAUGAGGUUCUCCGCCGUAGGGUUUGGGUUUGGGGGCCGGGACUCCCGGAAAGACGCUGGAAAUAAAUGCUGGGUGGCAUCAAAGCAGAGCAGGGCCAGGCGACGGGAGGGCGCGCCGCCGUCCCAGUUGUGGCUGGCCACUCCACCCAGCGCUGUUGGGGGUUUCUCAAGCAGCGUCCACACAAUGGUGUAGGGCGGUAGGGGCUGGCCGGGAUAAAGGGGACGACUGGCUGCGCAUUCCCUCACCGGCUCCUUUAGAGCCAAGUGGACCGCAGGAAAGCACCCAACCCUUUCCGCGCUUCCAGAAGACCCUCCGCCUCCCAGGCAAAGCUUUCCGCUCGGCGAUCUACUUCUUUCCCUACUCAGGCCCCUCCCCACUUCCCCAAUCCUACGACUUCCGUUUGCCUGGUUUUUUGGGAAACCGCCGACUUCCGGCCUCGCAGCGGCGGGCGGAGCUAAGAUGGCUGAGCAGAGACUGGCGAUGAGAACUCAGUUUCCUGCAUCUGCUGAAUCUCUAAAACCCCGGCUGAAAAAAGCUCCAGAGUUUCCUAUUUUGGAGAAGCAGAACUGGUUGAUACAUCUCCACUAUAUCCGGAAGGAUUAUGAAGCAUGCAAGGAUGUCAUCAGAGAACAGCUUCAGGAGACUCAGGGGUUAUGUGAAUAUGCUAUCUAUGUCCAAGCAUUGAUAUUUCGCCUGGAAGGAAAUAUCCAAGAAUCCCUAGAACUCUUUCAGACGUGUGCUGUUCUCAGCCCUCAGUCUGCUGAUAACCUCAAGCAGGUGGCCAGAUCUUUAUUUCUUCUGGGAAAACAUAAAGCUGCCACUGAAGUGUAUAAUGAAGCAGCUAAACUUAACCGGAAAGAUUGGGAGAUCUGUCAUAACCUAGGAGUUUGCUACAUUUACCUGAAACAGUUGGACAAGGCACAAGACCAGUUGCACAAUGCCCUACAUCUUAACAGGCAUGAUCUGACUUACAUAAUGCUGGGCAAGAUCCAUUUGCUGGAGGGAGACUUGGACAAGGCCAUCGAAAUCUACAAGAAAGCAGUGGAGUUCUCACCAGAAAAUACAGAACUUCUCACAACUUUAGGAUUACUCUACCUCCAGCUUGGCAUUUACCAGAAGGCAUUUGAACAUCUUGGAAAUGCACUGACUUACGACCCCACCAACUACAAGGCCAUCUUGGCAGCAGGCAGCAUGAUGCAGACCCACGGGGACUUUGAUGUUGCCCUCACCAAAUACAGAAUUGUAGCUUGUGCUGUUCCAGAAAGUCCUCCACUCUGGAAUAACAUUGGAAUGUGUUUCUUUGGCAAGAAGAAAUACGUGGCAGCUAUCAGCUGCCUGAAACGAGCCAACUACUUGGCACCCUUCGACUGGAAGAUUCUGUAUAAUCUGGGCCUCGUCCACUUGACUAUGCAGCAGUACGCAUCAGCCUUCCAUUUUCUCAGUGCAGCCAUCAACUUCCAGCCAAAGAUGGGGGAGCUCUACAUGCUCUUGGCUGUGGCUCUGACCAACCUGGAAGACACAGAGAAUGCCAGGAGAGCCUACACAGAAGCAGUCCGCCUGGAUAAGUGUAACCCUUUGGUAAACCUGAACUAUGCUGUGCUGCUGUACAACCAGGGAGAGGAGAGGGGCGCCCUGGCCCAGUACCAGGAGAUGGAGAAGAAAGUCAACCUACUCAAGGACAGCAGCUCCCUGGAAUUUGACCCGGAGGUGUCGGAGGAACAUCCCAGCUCACAAAGCCACCAUCUCUUCCUCUGGAGCCAGAGCCCACGGUGGAAGCGCAACCAACUGAAGCAUCAGCACAAAUAAGAGAAAAAUAGGUGUAGGAUGAGCCGAGAGUUGGGGUUUCUUGGGCGAGGAUGUUCCAGAUUAGGAAAGGUCCCAUGACCCAGGCAGCACGGAGGCCAGCACGUUCCCUGGGCAUCAUGAGCUGGAACGCAGAACGUGUUACGAUGAUCACGAGGAGGCUGAGGCCUGCGCAGCCCCUGCUGCCCCAUCAGCUGGAAACGAGCGAGAAGAUGGCCCAGACAGGUUCCCGAAGAAUUGAGAGCAAGGCUUCGGCUCUAUGUAUGUAGUUCCAAGAGCCAGCAGGGCAUGUGAUGCUAUCUGUGUUGGAAAGGACUUUCUCUUGGCUGGCGGACCCCUUCCUUUGUGGAAGGAAAGUCUGAGACAUACCUCCGCGCAGCAGUCCUGUCAUGACAAAGCCUUGUCUUAACUGAGCUGAUCCUUGGGCUGUGUGGUAUAUCAGCCACUGAAGCAAACACAAAUCUUUGAUUAAUAAUCCAGCUCUGAUUGAUAGUCUAAAAGAAAAAAAAAAAAUGAUGAAACAAGCUCUUUAAAUUGAGGCCCAGGCUACUGAGUAUCCCAGCUGCACUUGCCCAAGAGCAUCCAGAACAAGUCCCUAUAUCUUGUUCUUGAGAGGUCAGAGUGUAGAGCCAGACCAUGUCAGGAUGAAAAGAAGUAAAGGGCUGGUCUGGUGUCAGCACCAAGGAUUUAACAAAAAGGAAGCGCUGCUUAACUGAGGAAUUUUUAUUUGACAAUCAGUGAUACCACUGACCAGAUGUUAUCAAUACAUUAUAUCUAUAGAUACUUUUCAGAAUAAGGAUUAUGUAUCAUCCCUUUGGGGAAAGUUAUUCAGGUAUAAAAAUGAGGGAUCACAAAAAAAACUUUUUAAAAGAACCUUGUACCUGCCCGGUCUUUGGGGCUUGUGGAUUUGCAGUCUCUCAUUCACUCUGUUGAGAAAGGAGCUAUUCUAAUUCCUAGUAUGGGAGUUGCUUAUGUCAUCACAGGAAAAUUACAUGACAAUUAGAAAAAUGAGACCAAGUACACAGUUACAGAUACAGACAUGGUUUUAGAUGGCUCAAAUUAGAGGCAAGAAAGCGGAAGUAUGAACUAGCAACGGGAAGAGUGUUCUUCUUACUGAAUAAUAUUAGUACAAAACGAAGUAAAAUUUUGGAGUGUAUGAUUACAAUGAUCAUUUUGUUCUUAAGGAAAAAUCCCAAUUGUCUGAUAAUAGAGAGUAGCUCACAAUGGACCAAUCCUCCCACAGACAACAAAUAUAAACCAGUGGGUAAAUGUAAAAUACUAUCUUGGUUUAAUUAAAAAAAAAUACACAUAACUGUUCCAAGUAAAAAUUAUAACAUUGUAACUAAAGGACAAGGGGGUAUAUGGAAACUUAUGGUUGAAAGGUUUUUAUAUUUCACAUGAUAUGGUACAAAACUAAUCCUAAAUAGUUUGUGAAAAGUUAAGGCUGUAUAUUAUAAUCCCUAGAGUAACCAUUAAAAAGAUGCAAAGAAGCACAGCUAUUGGGUUGGCCAAAAAGUUUUUUUUUUCUCUUCUCUGUAAGACAGCUCUAGUAGCCCUUAGCUGGAAGACUGUAAAAGGCACCUGGAACAGUUCUUUACUCAAAAAGAUAAAAAGUUUUGGGAAGAUGGAAUUAUGAAGUUGCCUGAAAAAUGGCAGAAGGUAGUGGAAGAAAACGGUGACUACGUUGACUACGUUGUUCAAUAAAGUUCUUGGUGAAAAUGAAAAAUGCAUCUUUUUACUUAAAAACCAAAGGAACUUUUUGGCCAACCCAAUAAAAAGACAGUAGAGAGGGGGGUAAAAAAACAGAUGGAACAAGGAGAAAAUAAAUAGCAAAAUGUUAAAUGUAAAUCCAGUCAUGUCAAUAACUACAUUAAAAUAUAAUUAGACUUAAAAAUGUAAGUGGACUAAACAUGUCAGUUGAAAAGCACAGAGGGGCUUACCUGGUGGCAUGGUGGCUGAGAGUCCACCUGCCGAUGCAGGGGACAGGCGUUCGUGCCCCGGUCUGGGAGGAGCCCACAUGCUGUGGAGCGGCUGGGCUUGUGAGCCAUGGCCGCUGAGCCUGCACGUCCAGAGCCUGUGCUCCGCAACGGGAGAGGCCACAGCAGUGAGAGGCCCGUGUACCGCAAAACAAGCGAACAAUCAAAAAAAACACAGAAAGGAUAAAAAGGCCUAGUGCUAUACUAAUGUUAGAUAAAGUAGACUUCAAAACAAGGGGUGUUACCAGAAAUAAAGGGGGGCAUUUCAUAAUGAUAAACAGUCAAUUCAGUAGAAAACCAUAAAUAUGUAUGCAACUAACAUUACUUCACAGUACAUCAAGUAAAAAUUGAUAGAAUUUAAUCCACGAUCAUAGUUGGAUAUGUUAGCACUUUUUCUUUCAGCAAUUGAUAGAAUUAAUUAGACAAAAAGUGUAAAAGGACAUAUUGCCCAGCUUGUCAAUUUCUAUUGACAUUUAUAGAACACUACAAGCAGUAACUGUAGAAAAUACAUUCUUUGCAAGUGCACAUAAUACAUUUAGCAAGACAGACCAAAUGCUGGGCCAUAAAAUAAGUCUCAAAAGUCAACAGAUUGAAAUUUCCAGAAUAUGUUCUCUAUACACAAUGAAAUUGUAUUAGAAAUUAAUAAUGAUAUCUAGAAAACCUACAUAUUUGGAAAUUAAACACACAUACUUGUAAUAAGGAAGAAAUCAAAAGAGAAAUUAGAAAAUAUUUUGAACUGAAUAAUGAAAACAAAAUUUGUAGGGUUCAGUUAAGAGCUGUGCUUAUAAGGAAACUUAGAGCUAUAAAUGCUUCUAUUAGAACAAAUGAAAGGUAGAAAAUCACUGAUAAAGGUUUCUACCUUAAGCUAAAAAAAAAGCAAAAUAAACCCAAAGUACAGAAAACAUUAAAGAAAAAUCUAAGAAGCUGAAAGUUCUAUGAAAAAACACACACGCACAAAAAUGGACAAAUCCCUAGCUAAACUGAUGAAGGGAAAAAAGAGGAGACAAAUUACCAAUAUCAGGAAUGAAAGAGGGGAUAGCAUUACAGGUCCUGUACAACAUGGAAAAGAUAAAGGAAUGUUAUGAAAAAUUUUAUGAUAAUAAAACAACUUGGAUGUAAUAUACAAAAUCUUUGAAAAAUGCAACAUACCCAAACUGAAACAAGAUGAAAUGUAAAGGCUUCAUAGGUCCGAUCAAAGGAAUUGAAUCUAUAAAUCAAAUGCUACCCUAAGCAAACUCUUGGCUCAGAUGAUUUCACCAGUGAAUUCUAUUAAAUCCAGUCUUACAAAAAUUUUUUAAAAACAGGAUCAAGAACUUCCCAUUAUGCCAUGAAGAAAAUGAAAGUCAGUCUACAGAUUGAGAAUAUAGUCACAAGAUACAUCUGACAAAGGACUUAUAUCCAGAAAAUAUAAAAAACUCCUACAACUCGAUAAUAUAAAAACUAAUAACCCAAACAACAACAUACACAAACCAAAUGAAAAAAAAAAUGGGCAAAAAAUUUGGACAACUCACAAAGAUACAUGAAAGGCCAGUAAGCAUGUGACAACGUGCUCAUUGUCCAUCAUCAAGGAAACGCAAAAUAAAACCACAAUGAAAUACCCCUGUGUACACAUCAAAAUGGCUAAAAUUAAACAAUGACAACUCUAAAUACUGGCAAGAACAAGAAGCAACCAGAACUGUCAUGCAUCAUUGGUAGGAGUGUAAAAUGGGCCAUCCGCUUUGGAGAAAGGUCUGUCACUUAUCUCAUGAUACACAUUCUUCCCAGCAAUUCUACUCCCAUGUAUUACCCAAGAGGAAGGAAAAUGCCCACACAGACUUGUUGAUAACAUUAUUCAUAAAAGCCCCAAACGGAAACACCAUAUUCACAGUGGAAUACUAUUUAGCCACAAAAGGCAACAAACUACAUGCAACAACAUAAUCUCAAAAACAUUGUGCUGAACGAAAAGGGUUUUUACAGCUACAGUAAUUAAAACAGUAUGGUACUGGCACAGAAACAUAAAUAUAGAUCAAUGGACCAGGAUAGAAGGCCCAGAAAUAAACCCAUGCACUUAUGAUCAAUUAAUCUACCACAAAGGAGGCAAGAAUAUACAAUGGAGAAAAGAAAGUCUCUUCGCUAAGUGGUGCUGGGAAAACUGGACAGCUACAUGUGAAAGAGUGAAAUUAGAACAUUCUCUAACACAACAAAAAUAAACUCAAAAUGGAUUAAAGACCUAAAUGUAAGACUGGAUACUAUAAAACUCCUAGAGGAAAACAUAAGCAGAGCACUCUUUGACAUAAAUUGCAGCAAUAUCUUUUUGGAUCUGUCUCCUAGAGUAAUGGAAAUAAAAACAAAAAUAAACAAAUGGGACCUAAUUAAACUUAAAAGCUUCCUCACAGCAAAGGAAACCAUAAACAAAACGAAAAGACAAAACUACAGAAUGGGAGAAAGUAUUUGCAAACGAUGCAACUGAAAAGGGGUUAAUUUCCAAAAUACACAAACAU